AGGAGGCCCUUCCGCUGCCCCGAUGCCCGCUGGCAAUGCCACCACCUGCGCCCUUCCACCGUAACGUCACAGGGACUAUACAGGAGAGUUUUGUUGGAAGUUAGAAAGUUUUGCAGCCUCCAGAGGGCUGUAGCGGCAGUAGCAGAAGCAGCAUCCAAGGGACUCCUGGAAGGGGAAGAGAGAGGGCGAGCGAGCGACUGACUCAGUCCUGCUGCAGAAAACUGACCCGAGACGACGGAGGCAGACAUGGAACAUCAGCUGCUGUGCUGCGAGGUGGAGACCAUCCGACGAGCCUACCUAGAUGCCAACCUCCUCAAUGACAGGGUGCUGCAGACGAUGCUGAAGGCGGAGGAGACCUGCUCGCCCUCCGUCUCCUACUUCAAGUGCGUGCAGAAAGAAAUCUUGCCAUAUAUGAGGAAAAUAGUUGCCACUUGGAUGUUGGAGGUUUGCGAGGAGCAGAAGUGCGAAGAGGAAGUUUUCCCCUUGGCGAUGAAUUAUUUGGACAGAUUUUUGUCAUUUGAACCCCUCAAGAAAAGCCGAUUGCAAUUGCUCGGAGCUACCUGCAUGUUUGUGGCUUCAAAAAUGAAGGAAACUAUUCCUCUGACCGCAGAAAAACUGUGCAUUUAUACAGAUAACUCCAUUAGACCGGAUGAAUUACUGCAAAUGGAGCUGCUUCUGGUGAAUAAGCUGAAAUGGAAUCUGGCUGCAAUGACCCCCCACGAUUUCAUUGAACAUUUCCUUACUAAAAUGCCUCUGGCAGAGGACACCAAGCAGAUCAUCCGUAAACAUGCUCAGACUUUUGUGGCUCUGUGCGCUACAGAUAUUAAAUUUAUUUCAAACCCACCUUCCAUGAUCGCAGCUGGCAGUGUGGUAGCAGCUGUGCAAGGCCUGCAUCUGGGGAACACUAACACUUUCCUCUCCUAUCAAUGCCUCACACAUUUCCUAUCACAAGUUAUCAAAUGUGAUCCGGAUUGUUUACGAGCCUGCCAAGAACAGAUUGAAUCCCUCCUCGAAUCCAGUCUACGUCAGGCACAGCAGCACAACGUAUCUUCAGAAACAAAGACUGUAGAGGACGAAGCAGACCUUUCCUGCACACCUACUGAUGUGCGAGAUGUGAACAUUUAAGAGGACUUCUUCUAAUGGGUUUGCUUGGCGAGAAAAGCAGACAAAGAAAGGGCAUCUGAGAAGGAAUCAGCAUCAGGAUCUCCCCCCCAGAAACCCUUUUCUCCAGGACAUUUUUAUACCAGAAGGGAAAACCAGUCUUGUUAUAUUUUUUUCUUGCUCUGUCUCCCUUCCAUCUGUGACUUCAAACAAACAAAUAAACAAAAAAAUACCCCAAAAACUGUCUUAAAAAAAAAAUAGUAUUUGCAUUACCCCCAGGGGUUUGUGCUACAAAAAAUAGAGGAUUUUAUACAAUAAUAAUCAACUAGUUUUUAUAUUAAAGUGUUCUUGUCUGUAUGUUGUAAAAAUAGGCAUUAACACACAAAAUGUCUCCAGGGGAGGUAUUAGAUUUGAUUUCUUACAUAUAAAACCAACCAACCAACCAACCAUUUUUAAAGUAGAAGAGGGUUUUGUUUUGUUUUGUUUUAGAUAGUAAAUGAAAUAUUCCUUUUUUUGUUUCCUUUAAAAAGCAUAGCUUUAAUGCAGUUCUAGGCUUUCCUGUAUCUUGCUUGCUUAUGCAUUUAGUCACUUUAUAAUUCCUCUGUAAAUGUUUAUUUUAUUUCCUUAGGUUGGUUUUUGUUUCGUUUGCUUUUUUUUUUCCCCCCCUUAUCCUCUUCACCUUAUAAAUGGUUAAAGUAACCCAUAAGUUAGUGGAUGUUAGUAUGCAGCAUUAUUAUAUGUUAAUCUCUUUUGGUUUUGGUGUGUGCCUGUGGAUUGCCUGUGCAUAAGGCAUUUGUGUAGGGUUCCAGCUUAGCAUUGUUGGGCAAGGCCAAUGUACUACUCAUACGAUACUCUAUUAUAAAGAGAAACCGAAAUAGUGACGUAAUAUAUUAUAUUUUUGUAAUCUUCAUAUUUUUGUAGUUACCUGUGUAAAAAAAAAAAAAGAUGCUGGUCUGACCCCACAGAUAUUCAGCCUAAUUAUGGUCAGGUUCAAUCCACAGUUCAGUCUUUUUUUUUUGUUGUCGGUGUCGUUCGUCGUCGUUUCGUUUUUGUUUGUUCGUGAUAUUCUAAAACCAUUCCAUUCAAAGCACUUUCAGUCCAUUAGAUAUAGGAAAAUACAUUCUUUUUAUUGUGUGGGAAUGAUUUUUUUUUUCUUUUUUAAUGGAAUGGUUUGGAAAUAUAUUAAGUGCUUGUUGGCAAACUUGGAAUUGCAAAGCAAGUGCGUUUAACUAUGGUGUUAGAGGAGAGGUGAUUUUGUUUUUGUUUUGUUUUUAACGAAGGUUGUGUUCCAGUUGAGAGAGAAAUUGCAUUCACAAAUUGCCAGGAUAUCUUUCCUAUUCCUUUUCUAUAGAAAAGUCUGAAGUUUAGAAUCCUUUGGUGCCAACUCAUCUUUAUAAAUUAGGGGCCUUAAAGGUUCACAUAUAGGACACAUAGUUUUUAAGGAUUGUUGCUAGAUGUUUUUACAACUGAAGGUUUUUAAACACUAAAAUAUAUAAUUUAUAGUUAAGGCUAAAAAGAAUAUUUAUUGCAGAGGAUGUUGGUAAGGCCAGUAUGAUUUGUAAAAUAAUGCAAUCGCCCCUUUUGGAAAAAGAAAAAUCUUUCUACCCUUGACGUUGCAGUUUUAACCCAGCUUAUUAGAGGAAAAAAACAAACCCCAAGGACACGCUUCAAACCCAAACCCAAGCAGUCUGUUUGGCCCCUUCCUAUACAUUUUCAAAAGCAGUCUAACCAUGAAAAAAAAAACCCAACAAAAAUGCCAUAGUUAAUAGAUAAAAAUUGGAGUACUUGAAAGAAGUUCUUAUUCCAAUCUAAGCCCCGUUUGGUUUGGUUUUUUCGGUUGUUUUUUUAUUUAGCUACAAAUAGAAAAUUUGCACAUCUUGGCUAUGUUAUCUUUGUUAUUAUUAUUUUAGAAAGUAGCUGAAGGGACGUGGACAUAGCUGUUGAAGUUGAUGCUUGAGGAGAAUGUGAUGGUGAAAUGUAUGUGAGGAAACUGCCGCUAAGGUGUUGAUUGUAAAAAAAAAACAAGAAAAACCGCAAAAAAAAUCAAAACGAGAAAAAAAAAACCUCCACAAACAAAACCCAACAAAAAUGGAAAAAAAAAGGAAAAAAAGGUUAAAAGCUAAAAAGAAAAAAAAAAAAGAAAAAGAGAAAAGAAAAGGAGUGGAUGCUCCAGUUUUAUUGAGCUGCUAUGGAUAAAUUCCCAGCAUGGUUUGAAAAAAAAACAAACAAAAAAGAGAGAAAAAAAAAUUAACAUUGCUUUUCUGUAUCUUUGUCAUUGUGUUUUGCUGCUAUUUUGUGGAUCAGUUUUGGUUUUGUUUAUGUUUUUUUUUUUGGUUAUACAAUGUCAUAUACUGCCAUGUUCUAGGUUUUAAUUUUCUCAUAGAAAAUUAUAUUAUUGACAUCAAUUUUGGUUUGGUUAUUUUUUUGGUAGAUUUUUGUUAUAUGUGAUCAAGUUUGACUUUAAUGUGAUUUACUGCUCUAUUCCAAAAAAAAACCAGGAAAGGAUAAAAAACAAUAUAAGGUUCCUGUUUCACAAUACCUCAUACUUCCAAGUUAACCCGUGUCUAGACCAGGUUUUUAAGUGUUUCCUACACACAGUGCCUCAAUAGUUCUACUGCAAACGGAAAUGCAUCGAACGCUGUCCUGAAUGGGUCUCGCGAUUUGCGACCACGUUGCCUUGAAUUGAAACACACGGCCGACAUUUCAGAAGAUCCGACUCAUGUCACCGUUUUGUUUUGUGUCGUUAAUGCAUUUUUAUCAAGCUGGAUUCUUUUGUCUGAUCUGGGGUUUAUUAUCAUAGUAGUUUUAAGCUGUGUUAUUAGCCACAUUGAUAUAUGAAAGGUGCAUUAUAAUAUAACUCUUGUGUGCCACCUGAUGUGGUUCGUUUCCCCCGUCAGUUGGGACACAUCAUUUGGUAUGAUAGGUUAUCUUCUGGAACUCUUAAGUAUUUUGUGUGUUUAAUCUGUUAUGAUAUACUAGUUUAUUUUUGUUUGGUUUUCUUUUGUUUUUGUUUGUUUUGGUUUUGUUUUUUUUUAAUUAUAGCAUAAUGCUAAUUUAAAAAGCCUGUAAAUCUCAUAAAUAAGCCAGCUAACAGAGUUGUAUGCUGAAGAAUAAUCUAGCUGUUGCCUGUAUGCUGCUAAACCAAAACAGAAUUAGAACUCAUUUUGAGGCAAAUGCAGUUAAGACCCUACAUAGUGCAUAAAUAAAGCAUUGCAAUGCUACUAGCAGUCGCAGGACCCAGGAGGACUGGAUACAUUCUGUCCAAAUUUCAGGAACAUUUCUUACUGCUUACCUCAUAAAACACUUUCUGUUUGUGGCAUCUCUGUGUCUCUGAACCAAACAUGAUUAUUGAGUUAGUGCUUGUUGGUUAUAUUAUGUGUUACACUGAGUGGCAGUGUGUACUGCAAGUUUCUUUACAAUAUUGUAUGUACUAAAUGGCCAAAUCCAGAUAAGUGGGUUCACGUGCCAACAGAGAUGCUUUAUUUGUCACAUUAUUAUAACAAUCUGUAGUAAGCAAGCGAUUCAGAUUUGUACAUUUUUAUGUUGUACUUAUUGGCAUCACUGGUCUGAAAUGCACAUUUUCACCAACAGACCUGUAACAGACAAGUUUCCAGCAAAAAAAAAAAAAAAGUCUAGAAAUAAAAUUGGUAA
This is a messenger RNA of Colius striatus (speckled mousebird), 4752 nucleotides long. RefSeq names its product cyclin D1 (gene CCND1). The record is from RefSeq and is a predicted model, not a curated record. NCBI's taxonomy places the organism in Eukaryota, Metazoa, Chordata, Aves, Coliiformes, Coliidae. The transcript is spliced from 6 exons. Bases 247 to 1125 code for a protein of 292 amino acids. Gene Ontology annotation, biological process: regulation of cyclin-dependent protein serine/threonine kinase activity; positive regulation of G1/S transition of mitotic cell cycle; mitotic cell cycle phase transition. Gene Ontology annotation, molecular function: cyclin-dependent protein serine/threonine kinase regulator activity. Gene Ontology annotation, cellular component: nucleus; cytoplasm; cyclin-dependent protein kinase holoenzyme complex.